UUUGGUGGUCGGCGGGCAGUAUGAACGAGCGUAUAAAAGCAUAAGGUUGGCUGAUUCGUCUAGUCAUAUGAUGGUCGAAUCUCGUCGUUCCUAUAGUAACAAUUCAAUAUAAACGAUAAAGGAUAUUCACUUAAAAUGUUGAAGGUUACUAUAACUCUUGCUCUUAUGGCUGUUGCCAUGGCUAUGCCGCAACGUUACCGUCCGUUUGGUGGUGGCCACGGUCAUCCACAAAGCGGCUUCGGCCAGCCUGGGUUCCAGCAAUUCGGCCAGCAGCCUGGUUACUAUCAAGGUGGAUUUGGACAACCAGGUUUCCAGCAAAGCGGUUUCCUGGGGCCCACUGCUUUAACUGGCUCGGGAACCGGUGCUGGAGCCGGAACUGGUAACGCUGGACCCGGAGGAGCUUCUGCAUCAGGCGUCGGCAUCUCGAGCGCUCAGGAUGGUGGAUUUGGUACUUCUUCCGGCACCGGAACCGCUAAUCUCAACACUUUUACAGGCGAAGCUGCAGCUACUGGUACUGGUGACGGAAGCAGCGGUGGAUUACCUCAAGGCUUAUUCGGUCAGCCUGGACUCCAGUACGGAGGGUUCGGUAGGCCAGCAGCUUUGCAGCAAGGUGGGCAUGCCCAACAACCUGGAUAUGCCCAACAACCUGGAUUUGGGGGUCUCCAAUCAGCCGGUCUCCAACAAGGAGGAGUCCUUCAGCCAGGAUUCGGAGGAUUUCCUGGUUUUGGUGGGUCUGGAACCGGUUCUGGAGCUGGAACGGGUAGCGCUGGACCUGGAGGAGUAUCUGCAUCUGGCGUCGGCAUUUCAAGCGCACAGAAUGGCGGAGUGAGUACCGGAACCGGAACUGGAACAGCUUCUCUCAACACCUUUACGGGUGAGGCUGGAGCCACUGGUACGGGUGACGGAGUCAGUUUUGGGAAAUAAACGCACCCAUCAUGGCUUACAAAUGUGCAUGCUUGUGAAUGUUAUUAAUGAAAUUGAUGAUAACUCAAUAUGUUGUAUCGCUGAUAAAGUCUUCGCCCAAAAAACUAAAAUAUACAUUUUCGCACUCGCAGAAAAA
Daphnia pulex (common water flea) is the source of this 1060-nucleotide messenger RNA. RefSeq names its product spidroin-1-like. The record is from RefSeq and is a predicted model, not a curated record. The transcript is spliced from 6 exons. The coding region runs from base 136 to 924 and encodes 262 amino acids. Lineage: Eukaryota; Metazoa; Arthropoda; Branchiopoda; Diplostraca; Daphniidae.